Messenger RNA from Doryrhamphus excisus (bluestripe pipefish), 6928 nucleotides. RefSeq names its product upstream transcription factor 2, c-fos interacting-like (gene usf2l). Lineage: Eukaryota; Metazoa; Chordata; Actinopteri; Syngnathiformes; Syngnathidae. Gene Ontology annotation, molecular function: DNA-binding transcription factor activity, RNA polymerase II-specific; protein dimerization activity; RNA polymerase II cis-regulatory region sequence-specific DNA binding. Gene Ontology annotation, biological process: regulation of transcription by RNA polymerase II. The record is from RefSeq and is a predicted model, not a curated record.
UUGGUUCCAAUGUAUCCACCCCCUCCCAUUUGCUCGUAAGUUUUCCCGUCUGACAACCGAAUGUUUCUUAAGUUGCUAAAUGCCCCAGUUGGGUCGGGAAAAUGAACGUGUGUUACUGCCCUCGGGCCGUACAAGGUGUUGCUCGUAGUAGCCGCUGAGCAGGAAGCAUUUCGAGUCACCUAACCCAGCAGCAUCGGCAGCGGCAGUAGUACUUGUAGUACUCGCAGCGCUGCCAUCGUCGGCCUCCAUUUUGACUUCACCGCCGCGGAGCCUCGUCUCACGUGUCCUGGGCCGCCUCGCUCACAUGACCCGAGUGUUUGUUCCCGUGAAGCACCUCCAUCUCUGUCCCUGGGACUCAGCAGCACACUUCACCACGACCCUGAUGGAUAUGCUCGAACACAGUCUGGACACCACAAGCCAAGAUAAACAAGAGGAAGAGGUGCAGGCGUCUGAAGACGGAAGCCACGAGCAGACGGCAGUCACCAUAGCCAGCGUACAGCAGGCAGCGGCGUUUGGGGAUCACAACAUACAGUAUCAGUUCCGCACUGAGGGCGGACAGGUCACGUACCGCGUCGUCCAGGUCACUGACCAGAACCUGGAGGGACGAAAUGAUGGCGGAGGGGCGGUCAGCAUGGUGUCCACGGCUGCCUUUAGCGGCACUCCACAGGCUGUCGCCCAGGCCGUGAUCCAGAACCCUUUCAGCAAUGGUGGAAGUCCGGCGGGGGAGGCGGUGGGAGGAGCAGGCGGGGGGGCAGGGGGAGAGGCACGCUUCACAUACUUCCCCGCCACAGCGGUGAGCGAUGGCGCCGUGUCCGUGCAGGCCGCUGCUGCCGACUCCACGCUCACGCAGGCAGGAGGCCAGUUCUACGUGAUGAUGACCCCUCCCGAUGUCAUUCAGACGGGCGCCGCACGGAGCAUCGCCCCGCGCACACAGCCCUUUCCUGCGAAAAUGGACGGCCCUCGGACGCCGCGGGAUGAGAAGAGAAGAGCGCAACACAACGAAGUCGAGAGGCGGCGGAGGGACAAAAUCAACAACUGGAUCGUGACGCUGUCCAAAAUCAUCCCUGACUGCAACAUGGACAGCACCAAAACUGGAGCUAGCAAAGGCGGCAUCCUGUCUAAAGCCUGCGACUACAUCCGAGAGCUGAGGCAAAGCAACCAGCGGCUACAGGAGAGUCUGAAGGAGGUGGAGAGGAUCCAGGUGGACAAUGAGCUGUGCAGGCAGCAGAUCGAGGAACUGAAGAAUGAGAAUGCUUUGCUGAGAGCGCAGCUCCAGCAGCACGGCAUCGAGAUGGUUGGGGAGACGCCGCCGCAGUGAAGGAACGCCCCGGGCCCCUCCCCCAACGGAAGGAGAGGUGGCAAACAAUGACUUGGGAAGAUUGACAUUAGGGACUGCAUCCUCGUCCAAGUGGAGAUCCCCCCUCCAAGUGGAGAGCCCCCCUCCAAGUGGAGAUCCCUCCUCCAAGUGGAGAUCCCUCCUCCAAGUGGAGAUCCCCCCCUCCAAGUGGAGAUCCCUCCUCCAAGUGGAGAUCCCUCCUCCAAGUGGAGAUCCCUCCUCCAAGUGGAGAUCCCUCCUCCAAGUGGAGAUCCCCCCCUCCAAGUGGAGAUCCCCCCCUCCAAGUGGAGAUCCCCCCCUCCAAGUGGAGAUCCCUCCUCCAAGUGGAGAUCCCCCCUCCAAGUGGAGAUCCCUCCUCCAAGUGGAGAUCCCCCCCUCCAAGUGGAGAUCCCUCCUCCAAGUGGAGAUCCCUCCUCCAAGUGGAGAUCCCUCCUCCAAGUGGAGAUCCCUCCUCCAAGUGGAGAUCCCUCCUCCGGCUGACUUGCUGAGCUUUUGACCACCACACGUGCAUGAGCACGUGCACAUCCGCCAGGAGCGCCAUGGCAACCAAACACCUUUCUCAUUUGAUUUCAUGAAGUCAGCCUUUUGUCUGUGCCCCGCCCAUACGAUUGUGGUUCUGGUUCUGGUUCUUAUGAAUAUGACCUUGGACUUAGUUGGUGCUUUGAGUUGUGAAUGUUUUAAUUUAUGAGUGUGCUUGCUGACAGCUGAUGUAAUGGAGAGCAGUUACAUGGACGCUCACGUGGACCCAAAGCGCUCGCUGGCUGGACGCCGAGCCUGGGCCGGGGACUAAACGCUCUACUGGAAUUGUCGGGCAUUGGCGUGAAACAGCCCAGCACGUGUCUUGUUUUCUAGGCCACGUGAAGAUAGGAAAUGGGGGCUGAAGGUGACAGGAAGGGGGGCGUGGAUUGUUGCGGGCGUGCACCCCAUCCAGCUCUCACCUCAGGACGCCCACUCGGGCUCUAAAAGUAGGACCCAGUCAUUGCUAGGUCGUGUUGGAUGGGACCGUGUCAGCCAGGCCAAAUGGAUGGUAGCUCCGCCCCCGCAGAUGUGGAUGUUGAUAAUCACACACAAGCAUAUUGUUGCUAAUUCCUUUGUUUUCUCCUGCCUGCGCAGCACGAGGAAGACCCCCCCCCCUCCCCACCUCACCCCCACCCCCGUAGCAGCCUCAGGUUAACUCAGGUUAGAUUGGAAGCUGAGAUCUUUUCUAUGUACGAAUAAAUCUUUCAGCUAGCUAACAGCCUCCUCACUCAGGUUCUUCCUUGUUGCGCGCCCUCACUCUGGGAAAGGACAGGGAGAUACGGCAGGACCAUUCUUUCUUCUCCGUGCCAGGUCGGGAUGGGGGUGUCAGAUGGCUGACCUCUACGGGUGGGAUGCUACCAAAGCCAGCCUUGAGUUGUUACGUCAUGCCUAAACAUGGCUCCCUCCCUCCAUCUAGGGCACGGGUGUCAAACGUACGCCCGCGGGUCAGAUCAGGCCCGCAGUUGGGUUUAAUGCGGCCGCGAGACGAUGUCAUGAAGUAUAAAAAUAAGCUGCAUUUUCAAUCAAAUUGACUGCUGUUCUAACUACGACCACUGGAUGGCGACACUGGAUCGUGUUAAGCAUGCAAACAGUUUAUACCGGCAGAGCGAGGAAAGUGCAGCCCGCCACCUUGUCCUCUAUGACGGGGUGUUGGCAGCAUGUUGCAGGGCUGGAAGAAUAGAACCUUGGUCGCCAACCACAUGACAAUGGAGACGAGAAGGUGAAUGAACUGUUGAUGAGAAACUGUUUACUCACAACCGGACUUCAGAGCCCGAGUGGAAGCUAACGGGGUUAGCUUGUGUGGCUGUGUGUGGGACUUGGAUGAGUAUAUUCUCACCAGGUUGUAUUUUAGGGCUUUAAUGUAAGGAAGGUUUACGGUGCUCGGUGACCGGUGCAAGUUCAGACUGAAAAAAUCCGAGAAGCGCGGUUAUUUGUGAACGUAGCUCGUCUUGGCCAUAAAUGCACAUUCUCCAAAACAAAUGACAGAAAAAUCUUCCAUACGCAGUUGGGAUGGCAUGGGGGACUACAUCUUCCUUCAUGGCAGCCACAGGCAUUCCAGUUGGUUGGAGAUGGAGUAGCAGUGUGUACAGAGGCUGACAGCCAUUAGAAAGGUUCGCCAGAUUGUUACCAACACAUACAUGUGCUUUACCAUUAGACACAAGUCUAUUUGGUGGGACGGCGUAGGGUUUGUAGCUUUUUAUACGACACUCUGCUGAAUUUACAUUUGAUAUGGUCUUAUCGCCCAACCCUAUUUUAGAGUAUUUAUUUGUUUUAUUAAUAUCAUGGUAUUUAACAUAUACUCAAACAUGGCCCCCUCCCUCGAUCUACAAUUUUCAUUCCUAAAUGAUCUGUUUCAUGAUUGUUAAAAACUAAACAUGAGUCAACAUAUUUUGACCUGAAUGAAGCAUUUUCAAGCAUAAAAAUCUAUAAAACCUGAAUAAAGACAGCUGGGAUAGGCUCCAGCACCCCCACGAGCCUGGUGAGGAUAAGGGGUAGAAAAUGGAUGAAUAAAGCAAGGUUCAACUUGGGAACGUGGUGUUCUCCAAUGGUGGCUAGGUGGCGCUAACUGUUGGGCGGCAGCGGCAGAUGCAAACCCUCCCUGUGAAGAAGGCAGCAUCAUCAUUUAUCAUCAUCAGCUAGCUAUUGUUUGGGGCCUCCAUCAGAAGGUAGCACAUCCAGGUUGGAAAGAUGGAUAUUAGAUAUAUAAAUAUAUAAAUAUUGGAUGAUGAGGUCACACCAACUGGGUUGUGUAGAUGAAUAUUUCAUGAAGCAGCUGCCUGGAAAGAAUCCCAUUCCGUCUUUGCCAAUCCAAACCUUCUUAUGAAAAGAUGCAAUUAGUGCGCAAAGGCAUCACUUGUGACUUUAUUUCCAAGUCAAAUACUUGGGAUUCACAGCAAAAGCCUCUUUCAUGCUCAUCCCAUCCCGGCAUUUCCUCACCACAAGCCUAAGAAUCGGGACACGGCUCCAACUGACAAAUGCUAGCUGAGAGAAAUGUAAACGCCUCAAGCGCUCCGUGUCGGUGCCAUCAACUCUGUCCCCCCAUUCCGUGUUAGUUCUUACGGAACAGCAUCUGGGUGAAAUGUUGGAAUGUCUGCAGCAUGUGUGAAAGGUGCUGCGGCAGGAAAAUUGCCAGGAUCGGGAUUUACACUGCCUCUUCAUUCCGUCACGUUACACUUACACAGCACAACCACGUGGGAAAUCUACAGUAUCUUGCUUCUACAGGAAAAUGGACAGGUUGACAUCGUUCUAACCCGAGGCUGAGCUGUCCUAACCAUAAUCCAAACCUAAUCCCAACCCUAUUCCUAAUCGUAAUCUCUACCUUAAUAACAAUAAUCCAAUCCCUAACCCUAACCCUAAACCAAACCCUAGCCAUAAUCCAAACCCUCACACUAGCCAUAAUUAAUCCCAAGUCUAACCCUGAUUGAACACCAAGGCAGUAUGAAAGGGUCUCCUAAUCCUAAUCCUAAUUCUCCUUCCACGGUAUGUUCCCCCAUGCCGUCCCCUAGCAUGACUUGAUGACGUCCAAAGCUGUCCUGCCUGAGGACAUUUCCAGGCCUCGCCUGCCAAGUCAGUGGAGGGAACUUCCAUGAACUUCCAUGAAUUUCCACAGCAGCGUAUGUCCCGAGAGGAUUCCUGAACCAGGCAGUGAGUCAUCAUUCCUCCCCUGUGAGUUCAAGCUGUCACGGCUGAUGUUUGACGAGUCUGAUCUUGGAAUGGCCAAUGAAGCUAACGUGUUUUUGGAAUGGGGGGGGGGGGGCGGCGUACGCGGAGAAAAGCCACGCAUGCACGGGGAGAACAUGCGAACGCCACACAGAGAUGGUGGAAUCGAACUCGGGUCUCCUAGCUGUGUGGCCUGCGUGCUAACCACUCUGCUGCCGUGCAGCUAAAAUUGAAGUUAUGAAUAUAUGAAUGUAAUAUUCAUAUUAGCUAAUGUAUAGUUAAUAGUGUUCAUUGUAUUUAUUUAUAAACGGCCUAAUGAUUGUAGUUAUGAAAUAUAAAUGUUAUGAAUAUAUGUAAGUAAUAUAAAUAUUAGCUAAUGAAUAGCUAAUAGUGUUUAUUUUAUUUAUUAAUAAACGACCUGAUGAUUGAAGUUAUCAAAUGAGAUGAAAGGAGCUGACAAUAGGAAAGAAGUUUUAUUACAAAUCAUUUCAUUUUCUACUUUGGGACACUUCAGUAAAAGUUGAAAACAAUAUGAACUAUUUCCAUCAUGGAGUAUUUCUGACAAACAAUUGUUCAAAUAUUGAAGCCACAAAUGAUGUGGUGAUGAUGUGAAUAAUUAACGAGCAGUAAAAGAAUGACUUGUGCUGACGGACGCAACAUGAUUUGGUUUUUCUUUGGACUUUGGAAAAAUGAUCCGAUGGAAAAGUCCCACAUUGAAGAAGAAGUGAUGCAACAUGUUUGUCUACUUAAACCUCCUGGAAGUUCCUAGCUGGCCUUUGCUUCCCUUGUUAUGAUAUGUUAUGAUAUGAUAUGAUAUGAUAUGUUAUGAUAUGUUAUGAUAUGUUAUGAUAUGUUAUGAUAUGUUAUGAUAUGUUAUGAUAUGUUAUGAUAUGUUAUGAUAUGAUAUGAUAUGAUAUGUUAUUUUGUGAUAUGUUUUGAUACGCGAUGAGGGGCGCUGGCCACGCUGCCCCCUGCAGGCCGGCAUGAGGAUGGGACGAGAUGCCAGAGAGCCUCGGCUGGGUGGCUGCUGAGGGGGCCUUCUAAAUAGAGGGCGGUUGUGCAACAGCCUGGGGGGGCCAAUGUCCUCCAGCGAGGGGGGGGGCAAGGCGGUGUGGCGCCUACCGAGGUGAAUCUGUCCGCCUCGCUGGUGCCUGUCUUUGUUUGGACACCAGAUCCGUGCUGAUAGGCCCCCUGCCAGGGGUGGACGGGUCCAAACGUACAUGCGUGGACACCAAGACCCCCCCACUUUAUUAGGUACACCCCCAGUGGCAGCCAAUGCCUUCCGCUUGUCCUACUCCACGCUUCCAUGGGAAUAACAUCAUUCCUAAAUCACAGCCAGUCAUCCUGUUAUUAAUAACACAUCUUCAGCAUGGCGAUUGAUAGACACGCGGUCAGGAUAGCGGCGUUACCUCCCCCAGGGAGCUUUCUUGUUUUCCUCCAACUUCCUGUGCGUUUGUUCAUUUGACAUCCUGUAGAAGUUUGAGAAAAUAGACGCUGUGUACGGGGAGGCAGCAUGGAAAUAAUAACAAUACCGUAAUAGCGUCUAUAUGCUGCACCAAUCAGCAGCAGCGGGAUUACCCGUGAGAAACCCAACCGUCCCGGGAAUCAUGGAUGAGGGUCCCGGAAAGAAAUGAUUGGGGGAUACAGGACGAGAUUCCAACAUAAAAGCCCGACUGGACAAACCUUUCGCUGCUCCCAAACAACUCGCCUUUUCUUUAUUGUUGUUGCCAAAUAAAGCACCGGUGUUGGGAUUAUUGGGAUUAUAUGCCAUAGGGAAUAAUAACAUACGUAUCAUGAUCAUCUUUCAUGUUGGUGACGCACGCCAUUGCUUCUGUCAACGUGACACCGCCUUGACGGCUGAAACGCCAACAUGGGCCAAGAAUGGGAUGGCAUGGACGCCGGAAGACCGGGAUG